Neltuma alba is the source of this 2626-nucleotide messenger RNA. RefSeq names its product DNA gyrase subunit B, chloroplastic/mitochondrial. Gene Ontology annotation, molecular function: DNA topoisomerase type II (double strand cut, ATP-hydrolyzing) activity; DNA binding; ATP binding. Gene Ontology annotation, cellular component: chromosome. The transcript has 21 exons. Lineage: Eukaryota; Viridiplantae; Streptophyta; Magnoliopsida; Fabales; Fabaceae. The record is from RefSeq and is a predicted model, not a curated record. The coding region runs from base 111 to 2327 and encodes 738 amino acids. Gene Ontology annotation, biological process: DNA topological change.
AAGAAGAAAAGAUAUGGGCGGCUCGUGAUGUUACUUAUGUUUUUUGACGCUUUGGGGGAAAGUCACCAGGCCGCAUGUAAAAAUUUUCCGGCCUUGCCACAAAAUACUUCAUGGUGAUGGCGCCUCUUCUCAAACUCUCCUCUGCGUAUCUUCCUAUUCGCUUCAUGGCCUCUCGCUUCUUCCACACCUCUUCCUUCUUUUCUCAUUCUUCUUCCUCCUCUUCACUCUCUUCGUCCUUUUCCUUUUCUCGGACUUCCCUUUUCUUCAUACCCAGGGCGUCUUUUCAGCUGAGUAAAAUUUCAAGCCAUCAUGUGGUCCCAAAAACAGUCACUCCAAGGGCAUAUAUAUCAUCUAGCUCAGCAACCGAGGCUCUUCCAAAAAGUGAAAGCCCCAAAGCUUAUGGUUCUGAUCAAAUUCAGGUACUUGAAGGACUGGACCCUGUUAGAAAAAGGCCAGGAAUGUAUAUUGGAAGCACAGGUCCACGCGGACUGCACCAUUUGGUCUAUGAAAUUUUGGAUAAUGCUGUUGAUGAAGCUCAAGCUGGUUUUGCUUCAAAGAUAGAUGUUAUUUUGCUUGCUGAUGAUUCUGUGAGCAUCACUGACAAUGGGCGAGGGAUUCCUACUGACACACAUCCAGUUACUAAAAAGUCUGCCCUGGAGACGGUGUUGACGGUGCUGCAUGCAGGUGGUAAAUUUGGGGGUACAAACAGUGGCUACUCUGUUUCCGGUGGUUUGCAUGGUGUUGGUUUAUCUGUUGUUAACGCCUUGUCUGAGACACUUGAGGUAACAGUUUGGCGUGGCGGAUUGGAAUACAAGCAAAAAUAUUCUCGUGGGAAGCCAACAACGCCUCUGACUUUUGAUGUGCUUCCUGCUGAUCAAAAAGAUCGUCAAGGGACAUGCAUCAGAUUUUGGCCUGACAAAGAAGUAUUCACCACUGCUAUUCAGUUUGACUACCACACAAUUGCUGGGCGCAUUAGGGAGCUAGCUUUCCUCAACCCGAAGCUUACUAUAACUCUUCGGAAAGAAGAUAAUGAUCCAGAGAAGACACAGUAUAAUGAGUAUUUUUACGCUGGAGGAUUGGUUGAAUAUGUGAAAUGGCUUAAUACUGAUAAGAGAGCUCUCCAUGACGUAUUGAGUUUUAGAAAAGAAGCGGAUGGAAUCUCAAUGGAUGUUGCUCUUCAAUGGUGUGAAGAUGCAUAUUCAGAUACAAUACUUGGAUACGCUAAUAGUAUACGCACUGUUGAUGGAGGCACCCACAUUGAUGGUAUGAAGGCUUCAUUGACAAGAACACUUAAUAAUCUUGCGAAGAAGUCAAAACUUAUUAAGGAUAAGGACAUUGCUUUAAGUGGUGAGCAUGUGAGAGAGGGUCUAACAUGCAUUGUCUCAGUGAAGGUCCAAAAUCCAGAGUUUGAAGGACAAACAAAGACAAGGUUGGGAAAUCCAGAGGUGCGAAAAGUGGUUGAUCAAUCUAUUCAAGAGUACAUUACUGAAUAUUUGGAGUUGCAUCCAGAUGUUCUUGAUUUGAUACUUUCUAAAGCUCUAAAUGCUUUUAAGGCAGCUCUAGCGGCUAAAAGGGCAAGAGAAUUGGUGAGACAGAAAAGUGUAUUGAGAUCUUCAUCUCUUCCGGGAAAAUUAGCUGAUUGCUCAUCUACGAAACCCGAAGAAUGUGAAAUUUUCAUAGUCGAGGGUGAUUCUGCUGGAGGAAGUGCUAAACAAGCUCGUGACAGGCGUUUCCAGGCCAUUCUUCCUCUGAGAGGCAAAAUUUUAAAUGUUGAACGGAAGGAUGAAGCAGCGAUUUACAAAAAUGAAGAACUCCAAAAUCUAAUUCUUGCUCUCGGGCUUGGAUUGAAGGGAGAGGAUUUUAAAAAGGAUGCACUCCGAUAUCACAAGAUUAUCAUUUUAACUGAUGCUGAUGUAGACGGUGCUCAUAUCCGGACUCUACUAUUGACAUUUUUCUUCAGAUAUCAGAGGGCUUUAUUUGAUGCAGGUUGCAUAUAUGUUGGUGUUCCACCGCUCUACAAGGUAGAAAGGGGAAAACAAGUAUACUAUUGCUAUGAUGACGCUGACCUUAGAAAGCUUAGAAGUUCAUUCCCUCCUAAUGCAACAUACAACUUGCAAAGGUUCAAAGGACUUGGGGAGAUGAUGCCUUCACAACUAUGGGAGACAACAAUGGAUCCAGAACGCAGAAUGUUGAAGCGAUUAAUGAUUGAGGAUGUAGCCGAGGCAAAUGUUGUCUUCUCCUCCCUUAUGGGAGCUCGGGUGGAUGCUCGGAAGGAGUUGAUACAGAAGUAUGCAAGUAUGAUAGAUCGUGAUCAACUAGACAUUUGAAGCAAUAUUUCUCUUGAUAUCUGCAGUGCAACAUAGUAUCGCCCAAUUUUUUCCUCCAGUGGUAAGCGAUGGCCUACGUCUACGAAGAAGAAACUUCAUUCCCUUUUGGUUUUGGGCAAUGGCUGCCAUUUAGUUGAUCCGAAACACAUUUUCAUGGCAUUCAUGUAAUUUUCUUUUGUCCAUCACUGGAGGUUUGUAUUUUAGUCGUACAAAUUAUGUUGGCAUUCCGGAUGAACCUUCAAUGUAUUAUUUCAAUUCAAUUUUUGUAGAUUAUUUCCAGGUUUCUACCCAGCUCUACA